This is a messenger RNA of Paecilomyces variotii, 2040 nucleotides long. RefSeq names its product C2H2 transcription factor. The coding region runs from base 1 to 2040 and encodes 679 amino acids. Gene Ontology annotation, cellular component: nucleus. Lineage: Eukaryota; Fungi; Ascomycota; Eurotiomycetes; Eurotiales; Thermoascaceae. The record is from RefSeq and is a predicted model, not a curated record. The transcript is spliced from 3 exons.
AUGCGCGAGUCCGCAGAGAUUCAGACACCUCCUCCCCUUCACUACUCGCCCUCCAUCAGCGACCGUGAUCCGUCGUCAACUAGAGAAUCGACUCCCGUCGACACUCCAUUCGGUGUUGGCGUACCCUCUUCGCGCAGGCCCGAGAGGGAGAGAGAUCAUUAUUUCGGCAGAUUCACUGGUGCUGAUAAAUCCGCCUCCUAUAUCGACCACGAACUCCUCGAGCCCGAUUUUGAAGGAGACAGCAACCUUAUACUCUUCCCGCUGUCUCCUCCCGAACAUUCCAAGAUGACCGGCCCGGCGGCUCCUCUCGACAUCUCUGGGCGUCAGACGUCGGUGUCGCCGCCUGGACAGCAAGCGUCGAACCUGACGUCCGCCUUGCAGAAGGCUGGUAAUGGAGAAAGGUUGGGCAGCUUCUCCAAUGCGGCAGGAAACAACUUCAAUUCAUUCAAAGCCAAUGUCGCCCGCAAAGACUCGAUCACCGCCACCAUGGCACAGUGGGGAAAUGGCACUAAGCCCAUCUCCGUCUCCGGAUCAAAUCGCGAUAAGCAGCAGCCUCGUCGCGAGUCGCUGGCAGGCAGCUUGGUUGGAGGGAUGAGCUGGGGUGGUAUUUCAGUUGGCAGCUGGAUUCGAGAUGAUAUUAUCAUGACGGGCACAUCUCCCUUUACCUUUCAGUCGCCCUCUUUCCACUCGUCCUCGUAUCUACCUAAGCUUGAAGCAAACUUCAUGCGCGAUUUUUCCUGCUGUGGUGUGACUCUUCCGUCGCUGCAUGACUUACUGCAACACUACGAAGAGGCCCAUGCCCAGAAAUCCCCCCAGCCGGGAGGCCAGCGCCCAAGUCACAAUGAUCACAGAGCUGCCAUGGCAGCCGCCAUGUCAGCUGCACAGCAGAGUAACCAACAACAGGGCCUGGGGAACCGGGGAAUGCAGUCUGAGCGGUCGUUCGACCAGCAGCGGAAACUGACGCCAAACCACUCUGCUCACAACCACCAGAACCAUCUGGUUUCGGAUGUGGAUACGAUUGACGAUAUGGAACUGGACGACGCAAUGGGUAUGGAUACUGGCUCCUCGCAGAUGUUUUCCUCACAAUCUCAGGACAACAACCAAGGUGGAUUUGGCCAGCAGAACCAGAGAGUGCCGCCUCUCAAUCUCAGUAUGCUCCAAGGUCACCAGGGCCUGCGGGGUUCACAGCCAGGCACGCCGGUCGCCUCUGGCCGCAGCCUUCCUUUACAGAACAACCCAACUGUUUCUUCCGUCAAUACACCUACACUCAUGGCCAACCCUCUUCAGAACCAAUUCAGAAAUACACCCGACUCUUCGGGCCCCGGAACCCCUGCAGAACUAGACGAGAGCAUGGUUGGCGGUUUCGGUGAUUUGUCGAUGCAGAAUAACAACAUGAUGGGGAGUCAGUCUCAAUUUUCUGGGUUCGGUGGCAACAACAAUAACAAUGAUAUGGUGGAUCUUUGCAUCGAUGAGCCGGCGAAGCGGUUAUUCAGCCCUAAUGGCGGCUACAGUAAUAAUUCCCAGCAGAGUGCCCACUUCCGACUCGGACAGGCUCAGUACGGUCCGAACAGCGAUAUCGCCCGGCGCAUUCGCGAGCAGCAGCUGUUGGCAGGCGUCCCAGACACGAUGGCUCUGUUGCCAAAUGAAGAGCCAAAGCCGUUCAGAUGUCCUGUCAUUGGAUGUGAAAAAGCAUACAAGAACCAGAAUGGUCUCAAGUACCACAAAGCGCAUGGUCACAACAAUCAACAAUUACAUGAUAAUGCUGAUGGUACAUUCUCCAUUGUCAACCCUGAGACAUCUACUCCUUACCCAGGCACGUUAGGUAUGGAGAAAGAGAAGCCCUACCGGUGUGAGGUUUGCGGCAAGCGCUACAAGAACCUUAACGGUCUCAAGUAUCACAAAUCUCACUCUCCUCCCUGCAACCCUGACCUCCAACUGGCCGCUGGUCGAAGCUUGAAUGUCGGUGGAGUCAUGCAAGGUCAGAACAUCAACGUGGCUGGAGCUGGUCUCCCCGGUAUCGGUGAGGAGGGACUGAUGUGA